This is a messenger RNA of Ceratotherium simum simum (southern white rhinoceros), 2818 nucleotides long. The record is from RefSeq and is a predicted model, not a curated record. NCBI's taxonomy places the organism in Eukaryota, Metazoa, Chordata, Mammalia, Perissodactyla, Rhinocerotidae.
GCCGCCCCCGCUGAGCCCGCGCCCGCCGGGGCGCCGCCCGGCACCAUGGUGCAAAAGUCGCGCAACGGCGGCGUGUACCCCGGCCCGAGCGGGGAGAAGAAGCUCAAGGUGGGCUUCGUGGGGCUGGACCCCGGCGCGCCCGACUCCACCCGGGACGGCGCGCUGCUCAUCGCCGGCUCCGAGGCCCCCAAGCGCGGCAGCAUCCUGAGCAAGCCGCGCGCGGGUGGCGCGGGUGCCGGGAAGCCCCCUAAGCGCAACGCCUUCUACCGCAAGCUGCAGAAUUUCCUCUACAACGUGCUGGAGCGGCCGCGCGGCUGGGCGUUCAUCUACCACGCCUACGUGUUCCUGCUGGUCUUCUCCUGCCUUGUGCUGUCAGUGUUCUCCACCAUCAAAGAGUACGAGAAGAGCUCGGAGGGCGCUCUAUACAUCCUGGAAAUCGUGACCAUCGUGGUGUUUGGCGUGGAGUACUUUGUGCGGAUCUGGGCUGCGGGCUGCUGCUGCCGGUACCGAGGCUGGAGGGGGCGGCUCAAGUUUGCCCGGAAGCCCUUCUGUGUGAUCGACAUCAUGGUGCUCAUCGCCUCCAUCGCCGUGCUGGCUGCCGGCUCCCAGGGCAACGUCUUCGCCACGUCUGCGCUCCGGAGCCUGCGGUUCCUGCAGAUCCUGAGGAUGAUCCGCAUGGACCGGCGCGGCGGCACCUGGAAGCUCCUGGGCUCCGUGGUCUACGCCCACAGCAAGGAGCUGGUCACCGCCUGGUACAUCGGCUUCCUCUGCCUCAUCCUGGCCUCGUUCCUGGUGUACUUGGCGGAGAAGGGCGAGAACGACCACUUCGACACCUACGCCGACGCACUGUGGUGGGGCCUGAUCACCCUGACCACUAUUGGCUACGGGGACAAGUACCCCCAGACCUGGAACGGGAGGCUCCUGGCCGCAACCUUCACCCUCAUCGGUGUCUCUUUCUUUGCUCUUCCUGCAGGCAUCUUGGGGUCUGGCUUUGCCCUGAAGGUUCAAGAGCAGCAUCGGCAGAAGCACUUUGAGAAGAGGCGGAACCCGGCCGCAGGCCUGAUCCAGUCUGCCUGGAGGUUCUAUGCCACCAACCUCUCCCGCACAGACCUGCACUCGACGUGGCAGUACUACGAGCGCACGGUCACCGUGCCCAUGUACAGCUCGCAAACUCAAACCUACGGGGCCUCCAGACUGAUCCCGCCACUCAACCAGCUGGAGCUUCUGCGGAACCUCAAGAGUAAAUCUGGACUCACCUUCAGGAAGGAGCCCCAGCCGGAGCCAUCUCCAAGUCAGAAGGUCAGUUUGAAAGAUCGUGUCUUCUCCAGCCCCCGAGGCGUGGCAGCAAAGGUGAAGGGGUCCCCGCAGGCCCAGACCGUCCGGCGGUCGCCCAGUGCUGACCAGAGCCUCGAGGACAGUCCGAGCAAGGUGCCCAAGAGCUGGAGCUUCGGAGACCGCAGCCGCGCGCGGCAGGCCUUCCGGAUCAAGGGCGCCGCGUCACGGCAGAACUCGGAAGAAGCAAGUCUCCCUGGGGAGGACAUCGCGGACGACAACAAGAGCUGUAACUGCGAGUUUGUGACCGAGGACCUGACCCCGGGCCUCAAAGUCAGCAUCCGGGCCGUAUGUGUGAUGCGGUUCCUGGUGUCCAAGCGGAAGUUCAAGGAGAGCCUGCGGCCCUACGACGUGAUGGACGUGAUCGAGCAGUACUCGGCAGGCCACCUGGACAUGCUGUCGCGCAUCAAAAACCUGCAGUCCAGGAUAGAUAUGAUUGUGGGCCCCCCACCCCCUUCAACUCCCCGGCACAAGAAGUACCCCACCAAAGGACCCACGGCCCCUCCGAGAGAGUCACCCCAGUUCUCACCUAGAGUGGACCAGAUCGUGGGGCGCGGCCCGGCGAUAACCGACAAGGACCGCACCAAGGGCCCGGCCGAGGCAGAGCUGCCCGAGGACCCCAGCAUGAUGGGACGGCUGGGGAAGGUGGAGAAGCAGGUCUUGUCCAUGGAGAAGAAGCUGGAUUUCCUGGUGAACAUCUACAUGCAGCGCAUGGGCAUCCCCCCGACGGAGACUGAGGCCUACUUCGGGGCCAAGGAGCCGGAGCCAGCACCGCCGUACCACAGCCCCGAGGACAGCCGGGAGCACGGCGACCGGAAUGGCUGCAUCCUGAAGCUUGUCCGCUCCAGCAGCUCCAUGGGCCAGAAGAAUUUCUCGGCGCCCCCGGCUGUGCCCCCGGCCCAGUGCCCGCCCUCCACAUCCUGGCAGCAGCAGUGCCACCCGCGCCAGGGCCACGGGGCCUCGCCUGUGGGGGACCAUGGCUCCCUGGUGCGCAUCCCGCCGCCGCCCGCCCACGAGCGGUCGCUGUCGGCCUACAGCGGGGGCAACCGGGCCAGCACGGAGUUCCUGAGGCACGAGGACGCACCGGCCUGCAGGCCCCACGAGGGCGCCCUGCGGGACAGCGACACGUCCAUCUCCAUCCCGUCCGUGGACCACGAGGAGCUGGAGCGCUCCUUCAGCGGCUUCAGCAUCUCCCAGUCCAAGGAGAACCUGGACGCGCUCAACAGCUGCUACGCGGCCGUGGCGCCAUGCGCCAAAGUCAGACCUUACAUCGCGGAGGGGGAAUCGGACACGGACUCCGAGCUCUGCACCCCGUGUGGGCCCCCGCCACGCUCCGCCACGGGCGACGGCCCCUUUGGGGACAUGGGCUGGGCCGGGCCCCGGAAGUGAGGCUGCCCCUGGCCUCUCCCUGACUCCUGGCCUCCCGGGGUCCGAGGUGGGACCUUCCAGGGCCUUUCUUAGAGUAAUGCGGGUGUGGACACCCCUG